Messenger RNA from Mytilinidion resinicola, 1914 nucleotides. RefSeq names its product amino acid transporter. Gene Ontology annotation, biological process: transmembrane transport. Gene Ontology annotation, cellular component: membrane. NCBI's taxonomy places the organism in Eukaryota, Fungi, Ascomycota, Dothideomycetes, Mytilinidiales, Mytilinidiaceae. The coding region runs from base 26 to 1504 and encodes 492 amino acids. The transcript has 3 exons. The record is from RefSeq and is a predicted model, not a curated record. Gene Ontology annotation, molecular function: transmembrane transporter activity.
CAUGGGUUAUGCAGGAACUGCAGGCAUGACUUGGGGUUGGCUCGUCGCCAUGAUCGGUAUCCAGGCCGUAGCCAUGAGCAUGGCUGAGCUGUGCUCCUCUAUGCCCACCAGCGGCGGGCUCUACUACGCAGCUGCAGUCCUCGCCCCGCCAGGAUGGGGACCACUCGCGGCUUGGGUCACUGGAUGGUCCAAUUGGCUAGGGCAGGUGACGGCUGCACCGUCCGUCAACUGGGGAAUUUCUUCAAUGAUACUGGCUGCAGCUUCAAUCACGAACCCCGACUACGUCCCUACCGAUUACCAGGUCUUCCUCCUCACCACCUUCAUCAUGCUUAUCCACGGCGUCAUGUCCUCCCUACCCACACGAUGGCUAGCACAGAUCAACUCUGGAGGCUCAACCUUCAACUUUAUCGCUUUGAUUGUUGUCAUCAUCCUCAUUCCCGCCGGCACAGAUCGUGAAUCUCGCGGCCUGCCGAAGUUCACCAAAUCGAGCGAAGUCUGGGGCGACAUCUAUGCCGGUACCGAGUUUCCCGCUGGCAUCUCCGUCUUGAUGAGCUUCAUCGGUGUCAUUUGGACCAUGAGCGGCUACGACAGCCCAUUUCAUCUUGCAGAAGAGUGCUCCAACGCCAACUUGGCUUCACCCCGUGCCAUUGUCCUCACCUCUGCAACCGGGGGAAUUUUCGGCUGGUUCCUCCAGCUUGUAGUCGCCUACACCGUCGUCGACAUCGACUCUGUGCUGGGCUCUGAUCUCGGCCAGCCUUUUGCGGCCUAUCUUAUGCAGUGCAUGCCGCAGAAGAUCACCCUCGCUAUCCUCGCCAUCACCAUCAUUGCCGGCUUCGCUAUGGGCCAGGGUUGCAUGAUCGCCGCCUCCCGAGUCACCUUUGCCUACGCCCGCGAUGACUGCUUCCCGAUGUCCAAUUAUUGGAAGCAGGUCAACCCCGUCACCCACACUCCUGUCAAUGCUGUGUGGUUUAAUUGCAUCAUUGGCAUCUUGCUUCUCUUUCUCAUUUUCGCUGGCAACGUCGCCAUUGGCGCGCUCUUCUCCAUUGGCGCCAUCGCCGCGUUCGUCGCGUUCACGACACCCAUUUUCAUCCGGGUUUUCUUCGUCGGCAAUCGGUUCAGGCCUGGCCCGUGGCAUCUUGGCAAAUUCAGCAUCCCGAUCGGUGUGGUUGCAAGCGCGUUUGUGGCUCUCAUGGUGCCGAUCUUGUGCUUGCCGAGUGUGAAGGGUGCGGAUUUGACUCCUGACCUCAUGAACUGGACCUGCCUCGUGUACGGCGCACCCAUGCUCGGCGCUAUGGUUUGGUGGUUCGUCUCCGCGCGCAAGUGGUUCAAGGGACCGAAGGUGAACGUCGAACACAUGAUGUUGGGCCGCGACGGCAACGUCGUUGAAGGGGAGGCGAAGGGAAAUGACAGUGGUUCAGAAGAUGGACCGACGGUUGCGGAGCUGGCUGAUUCGAAGAAGGCUGCGGAGCUGGCUGAUUCGAAGAGGGCUGCGGAUGCUCUAUGACUGCGAUGAGGAAUGAGUCUGUCUAGGUAUGAUUAUCUUAUUUACGUGAUAUAAUUAGUUCUGCUACUUAAGCUAAGGCGUGCUUGAUGAGCGAUACCAUGUAUCAAUUCAAUUUUUAGUUUACUAUCGUAUUUGAUUUGUGGAGAUGAGAUUCCUGCUGGAGGAAUGGAUGUAUGAGUUUAUGGGAGCUGUAGAACGAUGCACGGGCGGUUAGAACGUUUCCACAUUCCCUUUGGAAACAAAGUUUCUCUCCCGUCACUUUAAGUCGGAGUCGGAACAUUCAAGAGUCUCUUAAGGGGAGUCAAGCACUGGCUGUUGACGCCACGAUCCGAAACCGUGUUUGAAACGCGUUGACGAUGCGGCCAAUCAUCGCGCGUCGUGGGACACCACGUGACUAAUGCAAAACGUCU